This is a messenger RNA of Seriola dumerili (greater amberjack), 1619 nucleotides long. It is a transcript of the gene tmigd1, whose product is annotated as transmembrane and immunoglobulin domain containing 1. Bases 110 to 862 code for a protein of 250 amino acids. Lineage: Eukaryota; Metazoa; Chordata; Actinopteri; Carangiformes; Carangidae. The transcript is spliced from 6 exons. The record is from RefSeq and is a predicted model, not a curated record.
UUCAAACAGUCCUUCACAUCCUCAUACUCACACACAAGGAACAUCAGAAAUAAAACGGACAAGAAAUAGGAGGAAAUAAUUAUUGCCAGGUUCACCCAAGGAAGAGAAGAUGAUGUUCAGACCCUCUCUUUUCCAUCUGCUCUUCUACUGUGCAACCCAGACACUAGGUGUCAAGAUCCAGUCUGAACCAGAGGUCAGCGGUGAGGGUGUCAUACAGACAGAGCUGCAGAGGACAGUGACUCUGCUCUGCCUGCCUGACGGCGGCUCUGAGACUCAGGCUGACGAAGAGCUGGUGUGGCUGAGGAAUGGCGCUGUGGUCAGUCUGAGGGAAGAAAAUAAGAAGGGUCGCAGCAGCGUGUGUGUUACACCCGUCAUCCAUGAAGAUAACGGUGCCACUUUCACCUGCCACCUGAGCAGAAAUGCCACAAUUAGGGCCUCAGUCACCCUGAAUGUCACAUAUCACCCACAGCUCUCUGGGUCAGAGGAGGUUGCAGUAGAAGAUGAGUCAGCGCUAGUCCUGCGGUGUGAUAUCUGGGCCAAUCCACCGGUCUCAUCUGUGUCGUGGACACUAAAUGGAAGCGCAGUGGAUCUAUUUGCAGGUGGUUUCACAGUGACCAAUGACGGCUUUACAAGCCAGCUGACUGCCAGCAAUGUGGAGAAAAGCGUGCAUGAAGGCACGUAUCAGUGCACAGCUAACUCUCCCGUCUAUGGAGAACACAGCAAGCGCUUUCAAGUCACACUAACAGAAAAGACCAUGAAGUUCCCACUGAUGCCCAUGAUAGCGGGGCUGGUGGUGGUGAUCUUUACUGUACUUCUUGCUGUGGUUUCACGGUGGAGCAAAAUCACAAAGUGCUGCAAGUAAGUUGUGUCAGUUGGUCUCUGCUUCACCAAAUGAGGCCAUGAAGACAUCACCUCUCUCGACUGAGUGCAAGAGACUGUGAUCGCCCAUUUAUGUAGCCCCGUUUUUAAUUUUAUAUGAUAUUUAAAAAGAAAGGUUCAACAUUUUGGGAAAUGCAUCUCUUUACUUUAUUGCUGAGAUUUUGAAGACAAAUCCCACAUCUGUCUGUGAAACGUGAAGCUACAGCACAGCGGCUGGUUAGCUUGGCUUAGCAUAAAGACUGGAAUCAAAGGGAAACAGCUAGCCUCGCUCUGGUCAGAGGUAACCCCUUAUAAAACUAGAGUGUGUGGUUUUUAAACAAAAGUUAAUGUGUUAAUUAAUGAGCUUUAUAAGUGCUGGAAAGUGAAUUUUGUUAACUCUUGAAUCAGAAUAGCUAGACCUAUUUCUCAUGUUUCCAGUGUUUGUGCUAUGCUAAGAGCUGCAGGGAGUAGCUUCGUGUUUACCAUACAGUCGUAGGAGUGUUAGUAAUAUAACUCUUGACAAUAAAGCAAAUAAGCAUUUUUCCUAACAUGUCUUUUAAAAUCUACUGUCUACUGUACUAGCUGUUGCUCAUUUAUUUGACCAUUGAUUAUGGCAGCAGGAGCUGUGACGUUUGCUACAAGACCUUAAGAUGAUCCUUAAAUCUGUUAUUUAAUCGUGUGAUGCGCUCUGACCCUGUGAUGCAAAAGUGGGUUUUAAGUUUCCAUCACCUCUUUUCUUGUUGAUAUCUUUGGAAUAAAAG